AUCUCCCCAACGGUUACAACAACGACGGUUACAAUUCAAAGUAUUCUCCCCUUCAGAUUUUUCACUUCAGUCCCUUUCGAGUCGAUUUAGGCGGAUGACAUUAGUUUUACAGUAGCCUUGUCAAUCACUCUUCAUUUUCUUUAUUAUAUAAUCGACUUCUGUUCUGAGAUCCGUCAGUAGAGUAUAAUUUUAAAAUGUCUUUUUCUAAGGCGAAACGUUUUGAACCUGAUAAGGUUUGUGGUCCUCCUCCAACUGCUUAUGAUCCAAAACAUCCAUUUGGAACUGGAGUAAUCAGUUUCCCGAAAGGAGACAGAUUUCCCCAGAAUUCAACACCUAAUCACUUACUACCACCUCAAGAUCCAAUGAUGACACGAUCCCACUCUUCUUCAUCAAUUGGUUCCACAGACUCGACAGCCACCUCCAAGUCUGUACAGGUGAAGAAAGAUCAUACACACUGUAAUAAACAGAUUGCAGACCUGGAAAAAGAACUUAGAAAUAUAACCAUGGAAAGAAACCAACUCUUACGAAGAAGAAAUCAUCCAAUCCAUGCUGCCACCCACAAUGAAAAUAAGGAAAACAAGGAACCUGAACCUGAACCUGCCCAGCAAGCCCAGGGUGAUCAUUUGGGUGAAAUUUUAAUACUGAACACGACUAUUCAAGAACUAAGAUCAAAGCUUGAAAGUGUCAGACACCUGGAAGAGGAAAAGUCAACCCUCGAAGAUGAGCGCGACAAUGCCUUAGCAGACUUGGAGCUGAAGGAAAUUGAAGUUGCACGGGUCAUUAGCCAAAUCGAAGAACUGAAAUCAGUUUUCGAAAAAGAAGAAACCCUGCGAUACGAGUUGGAAGCAACUUUAAAAUUGGCUACCGAUGACAAGAAGGAGAUGGAACUACAAAUUUCUGAAUUUGGCCUCAAAUUGGAAAAUCUUGAAAACAUUAGGGUGGAGCUUGUGAAAGAAAUAGAUUCAGUGAAAGAGUCGCAUGAAAAAGAGCUGGAAGCUAAGAACGUUCAACAUAAAACUGAAUUAGAGGAGAUUCUAUCAGCCAGUCGAGAUCAAAUUCAACAGCUGGAGAACAACUUACAGCAACUUGGAGCUGAACACGACGCAGAAAGCGAACAAGUCAAAUUCGAAUACGGAAGGCAAAUCGAUGAGCUGAAUCAGAACAAUUCAGCUACUCUAGCCCGACUUGUGAGUGAGCAUGCUGCUCGAAUUAGUGAAAUCCAAUCAGCUCAUCAGGAGCAAUUAUCUCAACUUGAACUUUCAAGUGAUCAGUUGGAAAUGGAACGCUCACGUCUUCACCAAAAAUGCGAAGAAAUCGGUGUCACUCUUGAAACUAAACUUGAUGAAAUUGAAACGCUGAAAACGCAGCUAGAUGUUGCUGAAGAGAAACGGGAAACUAGUCGUGCACAAGCGGAAGAAAAAUUUCUUUCUAUGAAACGAUCCCUGGAGUUGGAUAUCGCUGAAUGUCAAGUGCGUUUUGAGGAACAACGCCGGAUCGCAGACGAAAAACUCCGUUUAGACUACGAAGCGAAAUUGACCACACUAGAAAGCAAACACCUUGAACUUACACAGCAACUGCUAGCCCAACAAGCCGAGUUUGAAGAAGCCCAUAAAGCCCAUUCUAUUUCUUGCGUUCAGUAUGAAGAACAACUCAAGAGAUUAAAUGAUAAUAACCAAACAGAAAAGGAAAUUCUGAUGUGGCAAAUGAGUCAGCAAAGAGAAAACCUGGAACUAGAACUUAAAGCUGAUUUUGAUCGACGCCUUGAAGAGAAAGAGUCCGAUUUUGAGCAGCAGCGUAAAACUUUGGAAUCUAAACUUAACCAAUCAAAUGCAGACCACGUUAACCAGGUGGCUACUCUGGAAUCCAAUCACAAGAUCCAGCUGAGCAAUUAUCAUGAACUACACGAAGCUGCGCUCGAGAAUUUGGAUCGUGAAAAGAAUGACAUUCUUGAAGGCCGGGCAUUGGUUGAGAAGAUUUUGCAUGAAAAAGAAGCUGAAAUUGAGAAAGUCACCAACGAAAUGAAAGCUGCUGUCGAAAGGCUCGAGCUGGAUAUCAAUUUGCUUCGCGAGAGUAAUAAUAAGUUGGUCGAAGAUAUCGUUCGUGUCGAGAAAGAGCGACAGUUGUCUGAAGAAAAGACGGAGAUUGAAUUGGUGCAGGUGAAAGCUCAAGUCGAACAAGAAAAGACAUCACUGAUCAAAUCCUACGAAGAUGCCAUCGAAGCCAUUCGUACAGAUUCUACCAACAAGGAGGAGCACAUCGCGCAGUUGGUCAGCAAAUUGUCCUUGACUGAAGAGAGUUUGCAGAAACAGUUGGCGGAGAAAGAAAAACAACUUGAAGAGGCUAGUGUGAUGCACCAAGACCAAUUAGACAAAAUUUCCAGCCAACAUUGUCAAGAAGUCCAAAGCCUCCACAGGGAUUAUGAAAAGGUUAUCGCCGUCAAAGUAGAUCAAUUCCACGUUGAAAGCGAACAGUUGUCUAUCAGUCACCUAAAAGCAAUUGAGGAUUUGCAAAGCCGCAGUUCAGUAGAGCUCCAGGAAUUGCAGGACGAGUUCCGCAUGACUUUUAAUGCACUUGAACGAAAAUUGGCAACAGAAAAGGAGGAUCUUGCACAGGCGCAUGCCAAGGAGCUUGCAGAUUCAAGAAACAGUUACGAAGAAAAGAUUGCUGUAAUCACGAAACAUCACGAAGGUGUUAUUGAAGUACUCAACAAAAACUACGAAGAAGCCAUGGACAAUGGUCAAGAGCUGCAGCAAAGUUUAGACUACCUUCGUUUGGAAUUUCAAGCUGUUCUGGCUGCCGCAGAAGCUAAAGAGACGCAGCAUAAAGCAGAAGUCGAGAAAAUGUCUCACACGAUUCAGUUUAAAGAAAACGAGAUCACACACCUUGGUGAAACUCUUCGCCGUCGUGAGAAGGAGACGGCUGACGAAUGGAUUCAACGUGAAACGAGCAUCAUGUCCCAACUUACUGAACAGAAUCUAAAAUCUGUGGAAGAGUUUGAGACUCGCUUACAAGAAAUUCGUGCCGAGCUUCAUCAGGCGAAAGAAGAAAUCGGAAGGGUGGCCGAAGAAAGAGAUGCAGCUCGUGACGACAUCGCUGUGCUUCAGGUGCAGACUGAAGCUCAACUCGCUGCUCUGAGUGAACAGCACGACCAGGAGCGAGCAAUGCUAGUUGAGAAACUGUCAGUUCAAACUCGUGAAAUUGAGGAAAUCAACAGCGCCAAGAUUCAAGACCUUCAGGCUCAAUUGGUCGAAAUUCAGAACGCAUUUAUGGAGUUUCGCUGGUCAACCUCGCGACAGAUAGAGCAGAUGGAACACGAUCACGAAGAAGCGGUCUUAACAGCCGUUCGCGAUGCUCUAGAGCCGGUCGAUAGCGAAUUAGAGUCCCUUCGUAAAGAUCGUGAAGCCUAUCUUCUCCUUCAAAAGGAGUAUGCGGAUCUUCAAGCCCGUAUCGAACCUUUCAGAGAUCAACUUGAAAUGUACGAAGCUGAGAAAAAGGCACUACUGAACCAGGCUCUGUUCGCUGAAAACUCUAUGGCUUCCCUCGCCUCCAAGUACACCCAGCUUCUGGGUCACCAGAAUAGCAAACAGAAAAUCCAUCACUUGGAAAAGCUCAAGCAAGACAUUUUUUACCUCCGCAAAGAACUAGCGGACAAGAACCUGGCCUUAGAGAAGGAAAAGAAGGCCCGUCAAAAGGCCGACGCCCGAGUCAAGGAGUUGACUGGCCAGAAAAAAUAUGAUCCUGCCGAAGCCUUCAAGGUCCCGGAAAAUCCUGUGGUGAUUCCAGUUGUCAACAAAGCACCACCCAAACUGUCAAGUGGGGCUAAACCUACGGCCACUCCUGCUCCAACAGCCGAAACAAAAGAAACUGCUCGACAGCAGCGCAAGCCAUUGCGUCCCCAGGUUCAUGCAGGCACGGGAUUCUUCUUGUCGAUGGAUGACGUCGAAAAGGAACGAGUGGAUAUGGAGCGAGAGAAGCAGCAGCAGUUGGAAAACCGCCGGAAGGCUGCUGCCAACUUCGACGCAUUUGAUGUCGACUUUGGAUCAAGUUCCAGUCGCCGGGAAACUUUCAACGUCCCGGCAGCGAAGCAGUUGAACGUGACCCGAAGUGUCAAUGAUGCCAAGCAGAACAACAAAGAGAACAUCAAUCGCGGGCUGUUCCCCAACGACAUAUCUGAUAUUUCCGUCUCCGAUGAAAUGGUACUGAAGAACAAGUUGCUAACCAAGUCCCGUGUUGAAAACCUUACUUCAACUCCAUUGCAGAGACACACUUAAAAUAACAAAAUCCCUUAUUUUUUUAAAUUAGUGGAAUCCGUUGUCUUUUCUAUUCGCCAUUCUUUUUUUAAAAUUUCUGUUCAGUUUUUCAUUUAUCUUCCAUGUCUGUCACACACUCAUACCUCUUAUUUCAACAAACAAAUAAUCCAUCUGCCAAUUUUAAUUCUUAUCUUUUUAAGUAAACCUGAAUAACAAUAAACUCGAUGUUCUACGAAAAAGAAAAUUAACUGAGCGUAAAUCAUACACAAUCUGAUACUGAAAAA
This is a messenger RNA of Daphnia pulicaria, 4534 nucleotides long. Its product is annotated as golgin subfamily B member 1-like. Bases 195 to 4271 code for a protein of 1358 amino acids. The transcript has 17 exons. Lineage: Eukaryota; Metazoa; Arthropoda; Branchiopoda; Diplostraca; Daphniidae. Gene Ontology annotation, molecular function: hyaluronic acid binding. The record is from RefSeq and is a predicted model, not a curated record.